CGUGUUUGGUGGUGGGUGGGACAAAUACAAAGGCAAGCAGGUCAAGAGGAGGAGAAACCACGUGUGACAGCCUGGCUGAGAAUUGUCCUUUGCAAGUAAAGUUGUUUUUGUAAUAUCUUUGCAUGUAACCAGGCAGCCAUUCCGUCUGACGGAGAAGGCCAUACAACAAACCCGCAUCACAGCCCUCAGCAACGGACAUCUGUUGCUUAACUCCGACACCAAAAAAGUCUUCUGGGAAACGAAUCAUGGUUAGCAAGACGGAUGACAUCCCAGCAUCAGUUCCGAACUGCAACCCCGUACAUCUUGCCCGGGAAGGCGAGAUAGCAAACAGCAAAGACACCAGCAAGACAGCCUUGACGGAUCCAUGUGCCUGCGGGCACCGUGGUGACAGCGCAGUGAUGAAUGGAAUAGCCGGUCAUGAUCAGGCUGAGGAGGCCGACUCCAAGCAGGACGGCAGUGCCGACGCAGAGGAUGCUAACGAACAGGAAGUGAUUGUAAUUCAAGACACUGGCUUCACUGUGAAGAUCCAAGCACCAGGAACGGAACCCUUUGACCUUCAGGUGUCACCACAAGAGAUGGUGCAAGAGAUCCACCAAGUUCUGAUGGACCGCGAGGACACCUGCCACCGCACCUGCUUCUCCUUGCAGCUCGACGGCAAUGUACUCGACAACUUUGCCGAGCUCAAGUCCAUUGAAGGCCUGCAGGAAGGCUCCCUUCUUAAAGUGGUCGAAGAACCCUACACAGUACGUGAAGCUCGCAUUCACGUCCGUCACAUCAGAGACCUGCUGAAGAGCCUAGAUCCAUCAGACGCUUAUAAUGGAGUGGACUGCAACUCCCUCUCGUUCCUCAGUGUCUUCACAGAUGGAGACCUUGGAGAUACUGGGAAACGCAAAAAGAAGGGCAAUGAACUUGAGCAGAUUGAUUGCACACCGCCUGAACACAUUCUGCCAGGCAGCAAAGAGCAUCCUUUAGUUCCCCUUCAGCCACAGAACAAAGACUGGAAGCCAAUGCAGUGCCUGAAGGUCUUGACCAUGAGUGGCUGGAACCCACCACCUGGCAACAGGAAGAUGCACGGAGACCUCAUGUAUCUGUACAUCGUGACUGUUGAGGACAGACACGUCAGCAUCACUGCCUCCACCCGUGGAUUCUACCUCAAUCAGUCCACUACUUAUACCUUCAACCCCAAGCCAGCCAACCCCAGCUUCCUCAGCCACUCUCUAGUGGAACUACUGAGCCAGAUAAGUGCUGCCUUCAAGAAGAACUUCACCGCUCUGCAAAAGAAGAGGGUUCAAAGACAUCCAUUUGAGAGAAUAGCCACUCCCUUCCAAGUGUACAGCUGGACUGCACCACAGAGUGAUCAUGCCAUGGACUGUGUGAGAGCAGAGGAUGCCUACACCUCCCGUCUGGGUUACGAGGAGCAUAUACCUGGCCAAACUAGAGACUGGAACGAGGAGCUCCAGACAACCAGAGAACUUUCUCGUAAGAACCUCCCUGAGCGCCUGCUGAGAGAACGAGCCAUAUUCAAGGUUCAUAGCGACUUUGCUGCUGCGGCGACGCGUGGCGCAAUGGCGGUGAUCGAUGGCAAUGUAAUGGCGAUCAACCCUGGAGAAGAGACGCGCAUGCAGAUGUUCAUCUGGAACAACAUUUUCUUCAGCUUGGGUUUUGAUGUACGUGACCACUACAGAGAGCUAGGCGGAGAUGCUGCUGCCCAUGCUGCCCCCACCAACGACCUGAAUGGGGUGAGGGCAUACAGUGCCGUGGACGUGGAGGGGCUCUACACCCUGGGCACGGUGGUGGUGGACUACAGAGGUUACCGUGUAACUGCACAGUCCAUCAUUCCUGGCAUCUUGGAGCGGGAACAGGAGCAGAGCGUCAUCUAUGGCUCCAUUGACUUCGGGAAGACCGUAGUGUCCCACCCCAAGUAUCUGGAGCUUCUGGAGAAGACCAGCCGCCCACUGAAGGUGCAGCACCACGCUGUGCUCAAUGAGAAAGACACCGCUGUAGAGCUUUGCUCCUCUGUGGAGUGUAAAGGUAUCAUUGGCAACGAUGGCCGCCAUUACAUCCUGGACCUUUUGCGCACCUUCCCACCUGACCUCAAUUUCCUGCCGGUGGAGGGUGAAGAGCUCGCCCCUGAGAGCCAGAAGCUGGGUUUCCCCCGCCAACAUCGCCAUCGCCUGGCUUGCUUGCGCCAGGAGCUCAUUGAGGCCUUUGUAGAGCACAGAUAUCUCCUCUUCAUGAAGAUGGCAGCACUCCAGCUAAUGCAGCAGAAAGCAAACAAAGACAAGACUGCAGCCCUGCAUGACACGAGCACUGCAGAUGCGGAGUCUGAAAGCAAGCCUCAGGCCCUUGAAGCAUCUGAGAAGGUUCCUGACGGCAUGCCAACCUCUCCAACAUCCUCUGAAUCCACUCUGACCCCUGAUGACUCAGAGGCAACGUCUGAAAAGUCUGCUCCUGAAAACCAGGAAGCCCCAGCAGAUCUGAAAUCGGCAAACACCAAUGGUACUCAUGAGUCUUCAGCUGCAGAGAAGCAGAAUGGAGGGUGUGAUAGUCUCUUGAAGGGUAAGGAAGCUGAUGAAAAUAUUCCUGGACUUGCCCAAGCUAAAGAGCUGGCUGAGUCCUUAGCAGCAGAAGAUGGAUCCGGUAUUGACCCCAAAAGUCGAGAGGUGGUCCUCAAUGCCUGUAAAGCUGUGGGCUCCAUCAGCAACACCUCUUUCGACAUUCGCUUCAACCCAGAUAUCUUCUCUCCAGGCGUUCACUUCCCUGAUGACAGCACUGAUGACAUCCAGAAACAGAAGCAGCUUCUCAAAGAUACUGCAGCCUUCCUAGUGUCCUGCCAGAUCCCCUCUUUUGUAAAAGACUGUUUAGAUCACAGCUCUUUGCCUAUGGAUGGAGCAACGAUGACAGAAGCCCUUCAUCAGCGUGGCAUUAAUGUGCGUUAUCUUGGUACUGUGCUGGAGUUUGUCGACAACAUGCCUGCAAAAGCACAAAUUGAACAUAUCUACAGAAUUGGAAUCAGUGAGCUGAUCACCAGAUGUGCAAAGCAUAUCUUCAAAACAUAUCUUCAGGGUGUGGAGCUCUCUGCUUUAUCCGCUGCCGUGAGCCACUUCCUGAACUGCCUCUUGAGCUCUUUCCCAGAUGCCGUGGCUCACCUCCCUGCGGAUGAGCUGGUGUCCCGCAGAAAGAGUCGUAAGAGACGUAACCGGGUCCCUGGUGGAGGGGACAACACAACAUGGGCCAGUCUGACACCUAGUGAGCUGUGGAAGAACAUUAACUCUGAGGCACAGAGCUACUAUCACUUCAGUCUACAAUGUGAAAGUGUGGACCAAGCAGUGGAGAAGUACGGCUUGCAGAAGAUCACCCUGCUGAGGGAGAUAUCACUCAAGACGGGCGUUCAGAUCUUGAUAAAGGAGUACAACUUCGACAGUCGCCAUAAGCCGGCCUUCACCGAGGAGGACAUCCUGAACAUCUUCCCCGUCGUUAAGCACGUCAACCCCAAAGCCUCUGAUGCCUUCCAUUUCUUCCAAAGCGGGCAGGCCAAGGUUCAGCAAGGCUUCCUAAAGGAGGGCUGUGAGCUCAUCAACGAGGCCUUGAACCUCUUCAACAAUGUGUAUGGAGCCAUGCAUGUGGAGAUCUGUGCCUGUUUGCGCCUUCUGGCGCGACUCAACUACAUCAUGGGUGAUCAUCCUGAGGCUCUGAGCAAUCAGCAGAAGGCUGUCCUGAUGAGUGAGAGAGUGCUGGGUAUUGAACACCCCAACACUAUUCAAGAAUAUAUGCACUUAGCUCUGUACUGCUUUGCCAAUGGCCACCUGUCCACUGCCCUGAAGCUGCUGUACCGCGCUCGCUACCUCAUGCUCGUGGUGUGUGGGGAGGACCAUCCAGAAAUGGCUCUGCUCGAUAGUAAUAUUGGUCUGGUGCUUCAUGGUGUGAUGGAGUAUGACCUGUCUCUGCGGUUCCUGGAAAACGCCCUGGCCAUCAAUUCCAAAUACCAUGGCCCACGAUCCCUGAAAGUAGCUCUCAGUCAUCACCUGGUGGCCAGAGUAUAUGAGAGCAAGGCUGAGUUCCGCUCUGCCCUGCAGCAUGAGAAGGAGGGUUAUACCAUAUACAAGAACCAGGUUGGUGAAGCUCAUGAGAAGACGAAGGAGAGCUCAGAGUACCUGAAGUACCUCACGCAGCAGGCUGUGGCUCUACAGAGAACCAUGAAUGAGAUCUACAAGAAUGGAUCCAACGCUAGCAUAAUGCCUCUCAAGUUUACAGCACCAAGCAUGGCCAGUGUUCUGGAACAGCUUAAUAUCAUCAAUGGCAUCAUCUUUAUUCCCCUCAGCCAAAAGGACCUGGAGAAUCUGAAGGCCGAGGUGCAAAGACGGCAGCUGAUGCAGAAUUCUGGGAAAAUCGAGGAACAGCAGGCCGGUCAGUUAGAGCUGGAUGACAAGCUGCCUGUGGAUGAUUAACAACUCCAUCCAUGCAGCCCCUCUCCAUACGAGGAGGACACGAUGCAGCAGCCAUCUGUUUGAACCCGUGGACCUGAGAACUGCGCUGUCUAAUCUAACUAAUUCACUUUGAAUAUAAUGGGGUGGGGAGAACCAGGAACAGGAGACAGUACAGAAAAAUGUACAGAGUGUAGUUUGUAGCUAUAAAGAGAAUGAAAGCAGUUUUACAUGUGCAAUUCAACAACACGAGCCCUCGAGUUCUACCAGAGGAAGCAGAUAGAAUGUGAGUUUGCACAGAUGAGGGUGGAGAUGACCAAGGAUGACCAUGACAUUUUAUACCAGAGCCUUAUCCAUCCGCCAUCCCCAUCUCUUUCCUUCUCAUCUGAGCCCAGGAUAACCACAAUCCGUCCCAAACCAACCCACGUGUGUAGAGAGAUCCUAAAAACACACAUCUCUAUCUGAAACUCAGGUGAUUUCUACACCGCGCACCAGAAGAGAGAUGUUCACCGUUCAGUUCAACAGAGAUAGACAUACAAGAAUCUUGGGCUUAAGAAUGUAAACUCUAUAGGUCUAGUCUCAGGACCGAAUGUUAGUAUUGUCACAUACGUUUUUUCUGUGCUCUCCUUGGCUGCUGCCUUUAGACAAAACCGGAUCGAUGCAACUUUACAGAUGCGAGUUCUCAACCAAUGAUUUUAGAUCGGUGGCGUCUGUAAAACAAGGAAUCUUUUUGUAAAAGAACAUGAGAAGCCAUUUGAUCUUUCAUGUAAACGUUAAUUUAAGCCAUGUCUGUUUUAUAGAAAUACAUUGGGAAGCUGUAUAAAGCUUUGUCAUUGGGGUUAGACAGGUACUUGAUUCAUUUUGAUUGAAAUACUGAUUUAAAAUGUCCAUCUUGAAUUAGACUGUUGUGUUAACUCUUUUUCACUUUAAAAGUGUGUAUGUGUGCAUGUUAAUGUAUGUAUGUCUCUUUAUGGUUGUCCAUGCUGGCGCAGAAAUUGAUUCAGAGGAUUCCUCCAGAGCUGCUGCAACAGAAUAAUAUCAUGAUGAUAUUUUUAUACAUACAUCAUUGAUAACAGAUGGACUCGUGCAACCUGUUAAGAUGAUGAUGGUGAAAAAGUGCUACUAAUAUUGUGGUUUUCAAGAUCUGAUCAGUAUUUUCUCUAGAAUAUUUUAGCACAAGGUUCAGGAACCUGUGAGACUCAUGUUUUGUUCCUCCCUAGAGGUAUUUUUUGCACUUUCCAGUGCCGGGUUUUUGUGUGGUCUCAUAUAGGACCACCAAAAGAGGAAUAAGAUGGGCUGCUUCGCUGCAACUUACCAAAAAAAAAAAAAGAUCAAGGAUGAUGUGUUUGCUUGUGUACAUGCUGUACUGUGUGUGUGUGUGUCCUGCAAAUGUUGUGCUCAAACUGUAUGAAGCAAUAUGCUGGAACUAAGUGCACCUUGGAUUAUGCACAUGGAUGCAACAAAACUGCUAGCUUGGUUGUAUUUCCCUAUAAAACAAAAACUACAGUUUUUAAAAAUUGGUUUGACUAUGAAAAGUGGUGGGGAAAAAGCGAUGUAACUGGUAGUUGAUAUUUAUGAACAAUAAUAUGUAAUUAUGUGUGAGAUUUGAGCCUGUUUAAGCUUAUAUAAGUCAAAAGAUUGGGCAACUGUAUUUCUUUUAUAUCUGCGUAAUCAUUUAUUGAUGGAUUUUGCAAUCCGAAAGCUUGGAUGUUGGACAGAAAUCAUUGAAAAUCUACUUCAGUACCCUUAGGUGCCACAUGGAUGUGCUGUAGUCAAUAUAUUAACUCUCAUAAUGGACAUAAACUCCAUUUUUGAUGAAUUGCGUUAGAAUACAUGAACUAGGUUUGAAUCAAAACGUUGAAUCUGGAGUUCAAUAGGAUCUUAAAUAUUUUUGGUGAUGGUGAUGGUGAUAGCUUAGUGGUUAAAGUUCUAAGUUUUGGAACAGAUGCAUCACAAGUUCAAUGUGGAGUAAGCGUGACCUUUGAACUGAAGGGUUAAUGAGAAAAUCCUGUUUCUAGUUUGUCCUUGAGCCAGGCACUUAAUCUCAGGUUUCUCCUGGGCUUUGGUAUAUAAAAAAAUAAGUAACCAAUCUGCAGUUAAGAAUGCUAAAUAUGAUCUCAAUUGAAUGUACUCAAGCUUCCAUAGUUGCACAUCUCAUAGUGAACAAACCAGUGGAUUCAAACAGUGUUUUAAAUUUAACCACAAAAGGUAAUUUUCAUAAUAAUAACCAAAUCUGUGUUCAUGUUAUGUAGCAAAGCAACAUGUCAAUUCAAGAUUUCAAUAACUGCUUGCAUGACAAACCAAUAUGAUGUAAUCUAGAUGUGUAGUAUUUUUAGAAAGGUUUGGGUUUUAUUGACAACAAAGAUGCAGAAAUAAAAUAGCAGUUAUUUUUGUUAAUUUUACUUUUUGGAUUAUAAUCUUUAAUUUGAAAGAAUGUCUUCCUCGGUAUAAUAUUCUUCAAAUUUCAGUUUAAUCACAAAUGUGAAUUGUUUCUGUGUGAAAAGACAAAGAAAUUGAAUUUUUAAAUUUUAAAAUCGUUGGG
This is a messenger RNA of Sinocyclocheilus grahami, 6966 nucleotides long. Its product is annotated as clustered mitochondria protein homolog. Gene Ontology annotation, cellular component: cytoplasm. The record is from RefSeq and is a predicted model, not a curated record. The transcript has 26 exons. The coding region runs from base 246 to 4448 and encodes 1400 amino acids. Gene Ontology annotation, molecular function: mRNA binding; protein binding. NCBI's taxonomy places the organism in Eukaryota, Metazoa, Chordata, Actinopteri, Cypriniformes, Cyprinidae. Gene Ontology annotation, biological process: organelle organization; intracellular distribution of mitochondria.